Molecule: messenger RNA, 1695 nt
Organism: Cercopithifilaria johnstoni
Lineage: Eukaryota; Metazoa; Nematoda; Chromadorea; Rhabditida; Onchocercidae
Source: the annotation of a GenBank genome assembly
AUGAUCAAAGGGAAACGAAAAUUUCGGGAAGCAUUUGAGAGAGAUGAAAAUACUGUUCCAAAUUACUUUCGACAGCAUUUCGAAGAAACUUUAGAUCAAACUGUUGCGUCUACAUUAUUAGCAUUAGCAAACGAACCGAAGCGUGUUGUUCUGGAGGGUCUUGGGAUAGGUUUGUUCCAUCAGCGCUAUUCAGAGCUGAAAGAUAAUACUCUAAAACAGGAAGAAAUUACGAAUUUUGGUUUGAAUUCGAAGUUGAUAAAAAACUUUGAAAUUCUAAAUGGGAACCCGAUGUCCAGCGCACAGUUAUCAUUGUACACUAUUAUUGGCAGAUAUAUCGACCUUUAUGCAACAGGAUUAAAAAUCGAUUGCACACCGUUGUAUUGCUUGCAUGCUAUCAAUCAUAUUACGCAAACACGAAAUAUGGUAAUAGAGAAUAAAAAUUUUCUGCAAGAAUGUCGCGAGAAGGGGUCGAUUACUGAAGAUGAUAUUGAAAAGACACGUGACCAAGGAUUAUCUCGACCCAAAGUGCUCAUUAUUUGCCCGAUGAAAAAGGAUGUCUUUUCAAUUAUCGAAAAUUUCCGGCUACUGAUUUUUGGUAGUUCAGACAAGCCGUUUAUUUCAAAUUAUCGCCGUUUCAAAGCUGAAUUUGGUGAAACAGGAUUUAAGAUAUCGGAGAAAAGAAAAGUUUCAGUUGAUUAUCGGAAAUUAAUGAGUGGAAAUAUUGAUGAUUGCUUCCGAAUUGGUGUUGCAAUUGCCAAAAAAAGUUUAAAACUUUAUACGGUAUUUGAUGAAUCGGAUAUUUUAAUUGCGUCACCAGUAGGUUUACGGAUGAUUGUAGGUGAAGAUGGCGAAAAUAACUCGGGACGAGAAACGGACUUUUUGGCUUCCAUAGAAGUAUUAAUCAUUGAUAAGGCUGACAUAUUGUUAAUGCAAAAUUGGGAACAUUUGUUGAGUGUUGUCAGUAGUUUGCAUAUAAAACCGAAAAAACUCACAGUUGAUAUAUCGCGAGUUCGACGUUGGUGCCUCGAACAAUACUCUAAGUUUUACAGACAAACGGUGCUGAUAUCGGAAGAACGUCGUGCGGAAUGUGAUGCAUUAUUUGCUCUUUAUUGUGGGAAUUUUGCUGGCUUUAUCAAGCUUCUUACACGAAGUGAAGGAUUGCUAGAUAAUAUAGAAAUUCCAUACUGCCAGGAAUUGCAGCGAAUUGAUGUUGAUAUGCCAGAAAAUCAAUCUGAUCUCCGAUUAAAAUUUUUCAAAGAAAAAAUUCUGCCAAAGUGUGAAUUGGGCACGGUUAUCUUUAUCCCAUCAUAUUUUGACUUCGUGAGAAUUCGAAAUUAUCUGAAAAAUGAAAACGAAAGCUUCGUCCAACUUCAUGAAUAUGCAAAGGAAGGGAAGGUAGCAAAAGCGCGGGCAUUAUUCUAUAAGAAGGAAAAAAAACUUAUGCUCAUAACAGAACGAUUUCAUUUCUAUAGACGUUACAAUAUUAAGGGUAUCAAAUCGCUCGUUUUUUAUCAACCUCCGGCACAAUCCAAAUUUUACCACGAACUGAUCAAUCAGGUGAACUGUAAUUAUGCCCAUGUUCGUGUGCUAUACACAAAGUUUGACUUCCUCCGUAUGGCUCACAUAUUUGGUGAUAAUUGCAUGCGGCAAGUAAUGUCUUCCACUAAAAUAAUGCAUGUUUUGGUAAGCCGGUAG